Molecule: messenger RNA, 3505 nt
Organism: Labeo rohita (rohu)
Lineage: Eukaryota; Metazoa; Chordata; Actinopteri; Cypriniformes; Cyprinidae
Gene: fbxl3b
Product: F-box and leucine-rich repeat protein 3b
Exons: 5
Coding region: 277-1599 (440 amino acids)
Biological process (GO): SCF-dependent proteasomal ubiquitin-dependent protein catabolic process; entrainment of circadian clock by photoperiod; regulation of cell cycle
Cellular component (GO): cytosol; SCF ubiquitin ligase complex; nucleus
Molecular function (GO): protein binding
Source: RefSeq, a predicted model, not a curated record
AUGCACCGCUCACUCUAAGCACAACACAUCGCCAUUUUCCGUGAACAGGCGCUUCUCCGCGGAGUAACUAGGUCACGAGACACACAGGAAAAUACUCGAAGCGAUUUUCACUAAAGCCGCCGAUCUGAGCUCGUGGAUCUGCCCGCUGCCAUCGCAUCGACCGAGAGCCAAUGAUCGCGUUCGGUUGGGCCGCUCGGAUGAAGUAUUGGAGCGCGGGCCCGGGCUGAGGCGACACCGAUCAACAGCGAACCAACACUAGCAGCGCUACGACACAGAAUGAAACGAGGCCAGAAGCGAGGCGAUAAGGUGGAGGAGGGCGGCGGAUCGGUGUCGGGGCCGGGCCCCGGGGCCCCCGAGGUCUGUAAGCGUCUCCGGCGGGGCGACUCUGAGGAGCGGGAGCAGGAGGACGGGGCGGUGGACUGGGGGCGGCUGCCCGAGGAGAUCCUGCUGCAGAUCUUCCAGUACCUUCCCCUGCUGGACCGGGCCUUCGCCUCGCAGGUGUGCCGCGGCUGGAACCAGGCCUUCCACAUGCCCGAGCUCUGGAGGUGCUUCGAGUUCGAGCUCAACCAGCCGGCCAGCUCCUACCUGAAGGCCACGCAUCCGGACCUGAUCAAGCAGAUCAUCAAACGCCACUCCAACCACCUGCAGUACGUCAGCUUCAAGGUGGACAGCAGCACUGAAUCCGCAGAAGCGGCGUGUGACAUCCUCUCUCAGCUGGUCAACUGCUCUCUGAAGACGCUCGGGCUGAUCUCCACCGCACGACCCUCCUUCAUGGAGCUGCCCAAGUCUCACUUCAUCUCGGCGCUGACGGUGGUGUUCGUGAACUCGAAAUCUCUGUCGUCCCUGAAGAUCGACGACACGCCGGUGGACGACCCGUCGCUCAAAGUGCUGGUGGCCAAUAACAGCGACACGCUGAAGCUGCUGAAGAUGAGCAGCUGCCCGCACGUGUCUCCCGCAGGCAUCCUGUGCGUGGCGGACCAGUGUCACGGUCUGCGCGAGUUGGCGCUCAACUACCACCUGCUGAGCGACGAGCUGCUUCUGGCGCUGUCGUCGGAGCGUCACGUCCACCUGGAGCACCUGCGCAUCGACGUGGUGAGCGAGAACCCGGGCCAGCAGUUCCACUCCAUCAAGAAGAGCAGCUGGGACGCCAUGGUGCGCCACUCGCCCAAGUUCAACCUGGUCAUGUACUUCUUCCUGUACGAGGACGAGUUCGGGCCCUUCUUCCGCGACGAGGUGCCCGUCACGCACCUGUACUUCGGCCGCUCCGUCAGUAAGGAGGUGCUGGGCCGCGUGGGGCUGACGUGCCCGCGGCUGGUGGAGCUGGUGGUGUGCGCCAACGGCCUGCGACCCCUGGACGAGGAGCUCAUCCGCAUCGCGGAGCGCUGCAAGCAGCUGUCGGCCAUCGGCCUGGGCGAGUGCGAGGUGUCCUGCAGCGCCUUCGUGGAGUUCGUCAAGAUGUGCGGCGGCCGCCUCUCGCAGCUCUCCAUCAUGGAGGAGGUUCUGGUGCCCGACAACAAGUACGGCCUGGACGACAUCCACUGGGAGGUGUCCAAACACCUGGGCCGCGUCUGGUUCCCCGACAUGAUGCCCACCUGGUAGACUCGCGGACCGCGGCGGCGCUCGUGGAUUUUGUGCUUUUUCUACGUUUGGAACAGAAACGACGAAGCGUUCACAGAUGCGCUUCAGACGCUCGCCGCGCGUUUUCUACUCUCUAGUCGGCGCGACUGGCGCGAAGACGAUCUGUGUGUGUGUUCGUGUGUAAACGUACGUGUCAUUUUUACUCUCAGCAGCUUGUUCGUUCGUGCUCCGUGCCGGUUUCGGCGUCCGAUGAAGGCAGAGACGUGGAUUUCAAGCACUUUCACCAAAUGAAGUUUCAGCUCGUCGGUUCACCGAGGCGAAUCGGAUUGUGUUUUGAUUCUCUUGUAUUUGCUCUUGUUGUUCAUUCCGGAUGGAAGUGAACGGCGCUGGAUUCAGAAGCGCACGCGACUCGUUCUGACUGGGGCUGCACGAUAAUGCCUCAACUGGCCGUUUGUUUGAAAUUGUAAUCAAUUAUUGUUAUUUUAUUGUCAAUUUUUAUUUAAUCAGAAUUAUUUUAUUUAUAGUAUAAUAUCAGGGCUAUUAUAGAAGUCAACUCUCAUGGUUUGUAGAUUUAGUCGUGAAAGGAAACAGACUGACUGUAUGAGCAGAAUAUCUCAAUAGAGAUCACUGAACUUCAACUCGGAUCACCAAUAAUGUCAUUUUAUUGUCAAUUUUUUUUUUUUUAUUUCUUGAGAAUCUCACACUCUGAUGGUUUGCUCACAGAUUCAGUUGCAGCGAAUGACAAACAGACUAGCAAUGUGACUAUUAUUUGAUUAGAGUCUCUCAAUAGAGAUCGCUGAACUACAGCUUUGCAUGUUUGUUGGGGUUUUCAGAUCAUCAGAUCUUUUUCUGUAAUACAGAGUGUGUGUGUGUGUGUGUGUGUGUGUGUGUGGUUGCCUGGUUGAGAUCUUUUAAAACACUGAGCAGAAAAUGUAUCAGUUUAAGAGGAAACUCUUGGCAUCUGGCAACCCACGAAUGGUUGUGGAAGCUCGUUACCAAUGCAAGAGAACUAAUUAAAACAACCUUUUCACGAUAAAUAACCAAAUACUGUGCGAUUAUGCGGUCGUGAUUAACAUGAUUUAUCGUGCAGCCCUAUUUCUGACGUCAGCGUCUCCGUCACAGAUGAGAAUGGAGACGUUCAAUCUGUUUGACUCGCUCAUUCAGUCAAAGUCUGUCGACACUUCCUGAUUUCACCGUUUGCUCCCUGAUGAAGAUGAAGAUGCCGUCAGCUCCCGUUUUGCUGUUUUAAUGGCGGGCGGUUCGAGCGCUGAAGGAAAUCGGAUGUUUGUACAGCGUGUUAUUGUGCGUCAUUCGAUUGGGUUUCAGACUCAAGAUCAGGGACUUCCUGUUUCAUCUGAAAUCCACAUCACGUGCUCCUCGUCAUCACGUGCUGACGAUCGCUGGCGUUUCAGAUGGUGUGGGACGUGAUUUGGGGUCGGUUUACGUCAGACGCUCGUGUUUCGGUUGUUCCGUGAGUCGUCCCGAGGCCGGCCGCGUCUCAAACGGACGGGAUGGACGCCCGUGUCCGCGGCGGAUGUAAAGGCUUCUGUCAGCGCAGCUCCUUCGGUUCAUUAGUUAUCAAGCAAUAUAUUACAGACACGGACGCAGAUCCCAUUCAGAUCAUUUCCCUGCACUUUAUAUAGAAAUGUAUUUUAGAAAUGUACAUAUGAGAUUAUCGGUUGUGUCAAUAUUUCUCCUGAUGAUUAAUAUUGUUAUUAUAUUAUUUUCGUUGCAUUAUAAAUGAAUAGUGAUAUAAGCUUGUCAUGAAGCGUCAUGUUGUUCUUUUAGGCGUUUAAUCGCUCGGCUUCAGUCCGAUGAUCGUUUUUAUGUAUUUGCCUACAUAGAACUUUAUCCGUAAAAGACAAAAACAAAUGUGGUGUAAAUGUUUUUGUUGUUGUUUUGGAAUAAACUUUUGUGAAUGUAAGAA